AUGCUUCCUAAACUAAUAUCAGAAAAUCAGAGUGGAUUUGUGAAAGGAAGACUCAUCACUAAAAGUGUUUUACUUGGUCAAGAAAUUGUGCAAGGCAUUUCUGAGCAUAACACAGGGGGGAAUGUAGUGAUCAAACUUGACAUGGCCAAGGCUUAUGAUGAAAUGGAUUGGUCCUUUAUUAUUGCUGUUCUAAGGAGAUUUGGAUUUUCAGAAGGUCAAGGGCUUAAACAAGGUGAUCCACUAUCACCAUCUCUAUUAAUCUUGGAUGCUGAAGUAUUUAGCAGAAUGUUGAAUAGCUUAUAUCAAAAAAAUGACUUCAUCCCAUUCUCUAUGAGCACCAAGGGGUCCAAUAUUAAUCAUCUUUCCUAUGCAGACGAUAUUGUGAUUUUCAGCAGUGAAAAUAGUAGAUCCUUGAAAUUAAUCAUGAAGCAGAUCCAUAAGUACGAGAAGAGCUCUGGCCAGAGGGUCAAUGAUGAUAAAAGCUUUUUCUUAACUUCUCCUAAAGCUGGUUCUUACAAGAUCAACAGAAUCUCUGAUAUUACCUAUUUUAGGAACAAAGACUUCCCUUUCACUUAUCUUGGAUAUCCUAUUUACAUUGGUAGGAAGAAGGUCGAAUACUUCGAUAAUAUGUUAUCAAAGGUUGUGAUAAGGUCUAAUGGUUGGCAGGGUAAUAUGUUAUCCAACGAUGGUAGGAUGAUUCUGAUCAAACAAGUGCUCCAAUCUCUCCCAAUCGACACUAUGACUACUCUGAAACCUCCUAAAAGCAUUAUAAAUCUCAUGGAAAAGCACUUUGCAAGGUUACCCAGUGGUGAUCCUUUGGGAAAUGUGUUAGGAAAGAUGUGCUUGCAAGAAUGGGAACCAAAUGAUCAUGUCUUUAGCUAA
Messenger RNA from Solanum dulcamara, 882 nucleotides. RefSeq lists its product as uncharacterized. The record is from RefSeq and is a predicted model, not a curated record. Bases 1 to 882 code for a protein of 293 amino acids. NCBI's taxonomy places the organism in Eukaryota, Viridiplantae, Streptophyta, Magnoliopsida, Solanales, Solanaceae. The transcript is spliced from 3 exons.